Molecule: messenger RNA, 1210 nt
Organism: Magnolia sinica
Lineage: Eukaryota; Viridiplantae; Streptophyta; Magnoliopsida; Magnoliales; Magnoliaceae
Product: protein EXORDIUM-like 2
Exons: 1
Coding region: 91-1011 (306 amino acids)
Source: RefSeq, a predicted model, not a curated record
AGUCCAUCCAUCACUUGCCAAGUUCUGGAAUCUCCUGCCCUCUCUCUCUCAAAGAAGCACAAAUCACAGUAGCCCCAAAACAAGAAAAAAAUGUCACCUUUUUCCCGUUACACUCUUGCCUCCUUCAUCUUCCUCUCCUUCAUCAUCUAUCCUUCCACAGCCACAACGAGAAAGCUCACCGCCCUCGUCAAAGAACAGCCUCUCAUCCUCAAGUACCACAACGGCCUUCUCCUUAAAGGCAAUUACGCCCUCAAUCUUAUCUGGUAUGGUACAUUCACCCCCACUCAACGUUCCAUUAUAGUCGAUUUCCUCCAAUCCCUCAACCAAAACACAAACCCAUCUCCCCCUUCCGUGUCUUCGUGGUGGAAAACCACUGAAAAAUACAAAGCGGGGCCCAGCAAUCUCAUCUUAGGGAAACAGAUCCUGGACGGAAACUACCCUCUGGGGAAAUCCCUCAAGAGCAGCGACAUCUUAGCUCUAGCUGCUAAGGCCGGUGGCGGGAAUGUAAUAAACGUGGUCCUCACGUCCAAGGAUGUGGCCGUUGAAGGUUUCUGCAUGAGUAGGUGUGGGACCCAUGGGUCGGUGCGGGGUGCGCAGGGUAAGGGCCGUUUCGCGUACGCCUGGGUCGGGAACUCAGAGACUCAGUGCCCGGGUCAGUGCGCGUGGCCCUUUCACCAGCCGAUUUACGGCCCGCAAACGCCGCCGUUAGUAGCACCUAACGGUGACGUUGGGGUUGACGGAAUGAUCAUCAAUCUGGCGACGGUUUUGGCUGCCACCGUUACGAAUCCGUAUGCGGGAGGGUAUUACCAAGGGCCGGCUAACGCGCCGUUAGAGGCCGUUUCGGCCUGUACGGGCCUUUUUGGAAAGGGGGCUUAUCCGGGCUACCCAGGUGAGUUGCUGGUGGAGAAGUCCACGGGUGCUAGCUACAAUGCGCUGGGGGUGAAUGGGAGGAAGUACUUGUUACCAGCGAUGUGGGACCCAAAGACAUCCGCAUGCUUGACGCUUGUUUAAGAUGGACAGAGAUCGAGAGGUGUUUGUACGUAUGUAGAUACGGUGUCUUACCGUAGAUAUACUCUCUCUUUCUCUAUCUCUCUCUCUUAUAUAUACAAUAUAAAUACCCUCUUUUGUAGUUUUGCUGUUGUGGACUGUACUGUAUGUAUCAAAAUGAAAAAAAAAAGUUAUAAAUGGAGAAAGAAGAUCGGUUGAAUAA